AUGGCGGAAGUUCUCAAGAACGUUUUUGGCGGCACUCAGUCGUCCAGCUCCGCCGCACCAGAGGAUGGUGAUUUCGCCGACUUUGUCAAGGCCCCUGAACCUGCCCCCAUCGUCGAUUCCCCGUCGACACCAUUUGGCCAGAAUGGCGCUCAACCCGUCGUGUACACGAAAUGGUACCGGGUGUGGGAGCGCACAUCCCCAAAGGACUUCAUGCAAGAAGCAAUGGUUCUGCCGAUUGUCAUUUUGAUUGUGCUGUUCCAUUUCUGGGGCACCCGUAAAAACCGACGACGAGCGACUGAAUGGGCCAAGGCCCAUGCCUCCCCUCUCCGAGACCAGUUUGCGGUCGUUGGUUUUGAUGGUGUCCAGAAAUCCGACGACUCCGUGUCUGUGGAAUUGACCAACCCCGAGUCUAUUUUGAAGGAGAACUCUGCCCAGGAGUUUUCUGCCUACGCGACCGGUCGCCAGAACGUCGCAUUUCUUGAUGUUGCUAUUAAAAUGCCUAAGCGCGCCAACCCGGUUACCUACUGGAUGGACCAAGCGUUUGCAUUCUUCUUUGAAAGCUGGCCUGCACCUGAAGAGAUAUACGAGGCUACUGCGUACACUUUCGAUGGCAAAGAGAAGGACCUGGUUCCAGUUCCGGGCAAGGAUACCUCUGGUCUCAAGGUCAACAACUCGACUUAUGAUGGAUUUAUCUUCGCGAUUGUUCACAAGAGUCACAUGCGUAACUUCCGGAAUGACAGAUACGACGCCUCGAUGACUUUUACUAAGGACAAUGCGAAAUUGCCUCAGUGGGUGACUGUUAUGACCGAAAACGCCGAGAUUACCGAAACCCUUCUCACUCCAGAGCUCAUCGAGGCCGUGGAGAAGGCGGGCAACAGCUUUAAGUACCUUAUUGUCACCGAUCAGCCAAUCGACAAGCCUACCAAGAUCGAGGAAACUGUCCCACGCAAGCGCGUCCAGCUCGUCACAUCUCUUGCCUCUUCCGCUUCCGGUUACGCCUCUACCCUGCCGCUAUUCACCCAGUUCCUACGGUUGCCCGACAGACUUGUUAACCUUGGCCACUUCCGACCUGAGGUUAUGCGCAAGAUCAGGAACGUUCGUGAGGAGGAGAUUAAGAAGCUGCGGCGCGUGGAUGAGCAGGAGAAGGCCGAGGAACGCAAGCUGCUGACUGAGAAGCUGAAGAAGGAAGAGAGGGAGCGGAUUCUCCGCGGUAUGAAUGCCGAAGAACAGCGGAAGUUCCUUGACCGCGAGCAGCAGAAGGAGCAAAGACGUUCCAUGAAGAGGUAUUCCAAGCGCGGUUAG
This is a messenger RNA of Aspergillus puulaauensis, 1302 nucleotides long. RefSeq names its product CCDC47 family protein. NCBI's taxonomy places the organism in Eukaryota, Fungi, Ascomycota, Eurotiomycetes, Eurotiales, Aspergillaceae. Gene Ontology annotation, biological process: endoplasmic reticulum calcium ion homeostasis. The record is from RefSeq and is a predicted model, not a curated record. Gene Ontology annotation, molecular function: calcium ion binding. The transcript has 3 exons. The coding region runs from base 1 to 1302 and encodes 433 amino acids. Gene Ontology annotation, cellular component: endoplasmic reticulum.